AUGGCCUCAUCAAAUAGACAACGAACACAUACACAACAGUCAGCAAAUGGAAAUGAUCAAGUUUUUCUCAUCACACUAACAAAUCAUUCUACUUUACUGCAAAAUACAUCAUAUUUUCAACAAGCACCAGACGUGCAAUAUAUUGAACAGCGUAACAGUGGCAUAUUCAUAUCAAAUAGACCGGUUAAUAUUGGAAUAGAUCAUUCUGAACAACAUGAACGAUUCUUAUACAAUGAUUUAAGAUUUGAAUUGGAACAUUCAAUUCGAGCUUAUCUUCAACGAACACGACGACCCUAUCCAAUUAGUAUGGUUCUCGAUCUAUCAAACAUCCAUCGACGACAAUAA
Molecule: messenger RNA, 345 nt
Organism: Rotaria socialis
Lineage: Eukaryota; Metazoa; Rotifera; Eurotatoria; Philodinida; Philodinidae
Source: the annotation of a GenBank genome assembly